GAACUUCACCCUCACGUAAAGCAUCCGGCCAUUCUUCCUAAAGGGCAUCAUAUAUCACGUUUACUCAUAAAACACUUCCAUGAAAAGGUGCAACAUCAAGGUCGUGGCAUGACCAUCAAUGAAAUCCGCUCCAAUGGCAUUUGGAUUCUGGGAUGCAGUAGUGAAGUUUCAUCUCUCAUCUACAAAUGCAUUAAGUGUAGGAAGCUGAGGAAAUGCAAUCAGGAGCAAAGGAUGGCUGACCUGCCAUUAGAAAGAAUGGAAGCUACUCCUCCGUUCACCUACAGUGGCAUGGACUGCUUCGGUCCGUUCUAUGUUAAAGAGGGACGGAAAGAGUUGAAGAGAUACGGACUACUUUUCACCUGCAUGUGUUCACGAGCUGUUCAUCUUGAGGUGCUGGAUGAUCUUAGCACUGAUGCCUUUCUUAAUGCACUGCGUUGUCUUAUUGCUAUACGUGGCAAUGUUAGUCAACUGCAUAGUGAUCAAGGUACCAACUUUAUGGGUGCAAAGGGAGAGUUUCUGAAGUUGAUGAAGGGAAUGAAUCAAGAACGUGUGAAAGAGUUAGGCUGUACCUUUGUCAUGAACCCGCCUGCUUCCAGUCAUAUGGGUGGUGUCUGGGAGAGACAGAUUCGGACUGUAAGGAGUGUACUAACUUCCAUUCUAGACAAGUCUGCAGCAAAACUAGACAGUUCUUCUUUAAGAACAUUCAUGUAUGAAGUAAUGGCGAUCGUGAAUAGUCGACCGUUGACCUCAGAACACAUCAACGAUCCUGUGGGACCGGAACCAUUAACGCCGAAUCAUAUACUAACAAUGAAGUCCACCAUCAUUGCACCACCUCCUGGGGAGUUUGUAAGGGAGGAUCUUUAUCUUCAGAAGAGAUGGAAAAGAGUCCAGUUUCUGGCGAAUGAGUUUUGGACCAGAUGGAGGAAGGAAUACUUUGUUGAGUUUGCAGCAGAGAAGUAAGUGGAAUAAGAGCAGGAGAAACACCAAGAUAAAUGAUAUUGUUCUGCUUCAAGAUGACUUGGCUCCACGAAAUCAGUGGAAGCUAGCUAAAGUGGUAGAAGUCUUCCCUGGAUCUGAUGGAAUGGUGAGAAGACUUAAACUUCUGGUUAGUGAUGCAGCUCUAGAUAGCAAGGGUGCACGCACAAAUAAGCCAGUCUACUUAGAAAGACCCAUACACAAAACAGUGUUACUACUUGAAGCUGAUUAAAGAGUUGGCUUGGAUUAGUGUUUAACUGUGUAGGUCAAACGUGUACAGAUACUUAUCCUCUAAAUGUUUAUAAGUUCAUGCUGAGUUACUGAACUUCUAUUAAGAAUCACACAUUGUGUGAUGGUGGGAGUGUGUUUGCUGUCACAAAGCUUUGGAUGUCCACAAUGUUUAUUUCCACUAGAUGGCGCUUGUGUACUUCAACACUCAUUUAUUUCAGCAACUUUGAAUCAGUUUAAUCUGUACAUUUUUAUAUUUCAACUAUUUUAUAAUGCUUGUUGUGAUUAAUAUACUCAACUGUUGUACAUUUGAGCAAUAAUUCUUUUUUCUAAGAGUUUUAUGGAUAUAUUUGAUUUUGUUCCCAUCGUGUCUUUGUAUGUCACUUCCUGUUUUUGCCAUGGAACAACGAGUCAGAACUGCGGUCGGAGUUUACAAUUCUCCUGAUUAUAUUAAAAGAUGUAAUCGCAAGGUUUAAAGUGUUUAUCAUUAUGAUAAGUCAUGCAAUCAAGAAGCUUCAAGAUGUAACCCCCUCUCUUAGCUCACAAGCAGGCAAAAGUGUUCUACGGUGUUGAUGUUGAUGUCUGAGUCCAGAGAGCAUUAAACAUCAGUUAAAAGAACCUCAGCCUUCGUGUUGUGACUAAGAGCGG
Molecule: messenger RNA, 1851 nt
Organism: Pimephales promelas (fathead minnow)
Lineage: Eukaryota; Metazoa; Chordata; Actinopteri; Cypriniformes; Leuciscidae
Biological process (GO): DNA integration
Molecular function (GO): nucleic acid binding; zinc ion binding
Source: RefSeq, a predicted model, not a curated record